CUGGGAGAUAGAGACACAUGACCCGUGAGUGGGCGGGGCCACUGCCUGCAGGGCUGGAAGGACACGUUGGAGAGCAGCACAACCAAGGACAGCAGUGUGCUUUGUGUCUUUUUAACUUGUAGAAGCAACAACAACACAAGACAGGCAACAUGAGCAGAUGUUUGAUCAGCCAGCCGGAGGUGCAGAGCUUCAUCGAGAGGUGCAUGAUGGCGGUGGGCACCAAGCCGCAUCACGCCCGCAGCCUGGCACAGGUUCUGGUGGAGGGGGACCACAGGGGUCACUACAGCCACGGGCUGAACAGGAUGGACAUGUACGUCAAAGACGUUCAGAUGGGGAUUUGUGCCAAAGACGGGGAACCAGUUGUGGAUAAGGAAAGUCCCGCCACUGCUCUCGUGAACGGGAACAACCUCCUGGGCCCUGUGGUGGGAAACUUCUGCAUGGAUCUGGCCGUCAAGAAAGCCAAAGAAGUCGGGAUUGGCUGGGUGGUGGCGCACGGCUCAAACCACUACGGCAUCGCCGGCUAUUAUGCCAUGCAAGCGCUGAAAGAAGACAUGAUCGGCAUGUCUUUCACCAACACGUCCCCCCUGGUGGUCCCCACGCGUGGUAAAGAUUGCACUUUAGGCACCAACCCCAUCAGUGUGGCUGCUCCUUCUAAAAAUGGAGAUAACUUUGUUCUGGACAUGGCCACCUCAGCCGUGGCCCUCGGAAAGGUGGAGCUCAAUGACCGCCGUGGUGACAGUAUCCCCGAGGGCUGGGGGUGUGACCCCCAGGGCAAGCUCACCACUGACCCCAAGAAAGUCCUGAACGGAGGAGGCUUGGUUCCCAUCGGAGGCAGUGAGGCCACAGGAGGGUACAAAGGUUACGGUCUGGGAAUGAUGGUGGAAAUCUUCUGUGGUAUCCUGUCCGGAGCCAAGUACAGCAAACACAUCCGUACCUGGAAAGUGACUGACAAGGUUGCAGACCUGGGUCAGUGUUUCGUGGCAAUCAACCCAGAGAACUUCGCUCCGGAGUUCACUGACCGAAUGGCGGACCUUCUGGCCAUCCAAAGAGGACUGGACCCUGCUGAACCUGGCGCUUCCGUUCUGACCGCAGGAGAUCCAGAGAGGGCCAACAUCUCCAAGUGUGACAAGAUGGGCGGUAUCCCCUACCACAUCAACGUCGUUAACUACAUGAAUGAAUGCGCCAAGAGAAUCAAUGUCAGCCCUCUACUGCCGUGUGACAAAGUCAUCUCCGAGUAGGGAGGCCUUCAUGACCUUCUGAUGGAAGCCUGCCGGAAAACUGCAAUACGUACAGCGACCAAAUUAAACAUUGAAGGAACACACAUGCUUUCUGCUCCUUUCGUUUGUAAGAUCUUUAAAACGGUGCUUUUUAAAGACCAAGCACAUUGCGGUUUUUUUUACCAAUGCAGUAAAAGAAAAAUAUUUGUGAAUGUACAGUGAAAUGUAGUCAUUAGAAGUUUGAAGACAAAAAAUACUUUUAAUUAGAAUUCAGAAAUGGUUUUAUGUAGUUUUUAUAUAUACAAUCCUGCGCGUUGUUGCAAACAAUACUUCAAGUGCCUCAUUGCAAAUAAAGCCCAGUUUCCUAAA
Entelurus aequoreus (snake pipefish) is the source of this 1586-nucleotide messenger RNA. RefSeq lists its product as uncharacterized. The transcript has 11 exons. Gene Ontology annotation, molecular function: oxidoreductase activity. Bases 150 to 1238 code for a protein of 362 amino acids. The record is from RefSeq and is a predicted model, not a curated record. Lineage: Eukaryota; Metazoa; Chordata; Actinopteri; Syngnathiformes; Syngnathidae.